AUGAUCUUUGGGUCAGCAGAAUUGAUUUAAUUUUUAUCAAACAAAAAAAACAUUACUCUUUUUCUGCAGGUGAAGUUCUAAAAAACUUAAAUAAAUUCUACAAAAGAAAAGAAAUCCAAAGACUAGGAGCAGAAAAUGGAUUAGAUGCUCGCCUGUUUCACCAAGCGUUUAUAAGCUUUAGGAAGUAUAUCAUGGAAUCCAGUUCUGUGAGUGCUGAUUUGCAUAUUAUUCUGAAUGAUAUAUGCUGUGGUGCAGGUCACGUGGAUGAUCUCUUUCCAUUUUUCCUGAGACAUGCAAAGCAGAUCUUUCCGAUGCUGGACUGUAUGGAUGAUCUGCGCAAGAUCAGUGAUUUAAGAUUGCCUCCCAACUGGUAUCCUGACGCCAGGGCUAUUCAGAGAAAAAUAAUAUUUCAUGCUGGUCCUACAAACAGUGGAAAAACUUACCAUGCUAUCCAGAGAUUUUUGUCAGCAAAAUCUGGAAUAUACUGCGGUCCACUAAAACUUCUGGCUCAUGAGAUCUUCCAAAAGAGUAAUGAUGCUAAUGUGCCAUGCGACUUGGUGACAGGGGAAGAGCGCGUGUAUGCCAAUGAAGAUGCCAGACAAGCUCCUCAUAUUGCUUGUACCAUUGAAAUGUGCAGCACUAAUACACCUUAUGAAGUUGCUGUGAUUGAUGAAAUCCAGAUGAUCAGAGAUCCUGCCAGAGGAUGGGCUUGGACACGAGCCCUUCUAGGACUCUGUGCAGAAGAAAUCCACGUUUGUGGAGAAGCUGCUGCUAUUGACUUGGUGACAGAGCUCAUGUACACUACAGGGGAGGAAGUUGAAGUGCGGAACUACAAGAGACUCACUCCUCUUACUGUGCUGGAUUAUGCCUUAGAAUCUUUAGAUAAUCUCCGGCCUGGGGACUGCAUUGUCUGUUUCAGUAAGAAUGACAUUUACUCAGUCAGUCGACAGAUUGAAGCCAGAGGAUUAGAAUGUGCCGUCAUAUAUGGCAGUCUGCCACCAGGAACAAAACUUGAACAGGCAAAGAAAUUCAAUGAUCCUGAUGAUCCAUGCAAAAUUUUAGUUGCUACAGAUGCAAUUGGAAUGGGACUCAAUUUGUGUAUAAAAAGAAUAAUUUUUAACUCUAUAGUAAAGCCAACUAUCAAUGAGAAGGGAGAAAAGGAAAUAGAUUCCAUUACAACUUCUCAGGCUCUACAAAUCGCAGGCAGAGCUGGGCGUUAUGGCUCAUCCUUCAAACAAGGAGAAGUCACUACAAUGCAUCGUGAUGACCUUAUGCAGCUGAAGGAAAUUUUGAGUGAGCCUGUGCGCCCUGUGAAGGCAGCUGGCCUGCAUCCUACUCCUGAGCAGAUAGAAAUGUUUGCUUAUCAUCUCCCUGAUGCCACUCUAUCCAAUCUAAUUGAUAUUUUUGUGAGUCUCUCACAAGUCGAUGGGCUUUACUUUGUCUGCAAUAUUGAUGACUUUAAAUUUCUAGCAGAUAUGAUUCAGCACAUUCCACUAAAUUUGCGAUCACGAUACGUCUUCUGCACUGCACCCUUGAACAGAAAAGAGCCUUUUGUGUGUACCACAUUGUUGAAGUUUGCAAGACAGUUCAGUAGAAAUGAACCUCUGACGUUUGACUGGCUUUGCCGGCACACCAAAUGGCCGUUAGCUGCUCCGAAGAACAUCAAAGAACUUGUACACCUUGAAGCUGUCCAUGAUGUUUUUGACCUCUAUCUGUGGUUAAGUUACCGCUUCAUGGAUAUGUUCCCUGAUGCUGUCCUUGUAAGGGAUAUUCAGAAACAACUAGACGACAUUAUACAAGUUGGUGUCUGCAACAUCACGAAGUUGAUCCGAGCUUCGCAAUCUGCUUCUGCUCCUGGCACAGCAGAAGUUGUGUCAGAAGACUUUCCUUUUUCAAGGACUAAGAGGGAUACUAGGGUGGUUUCACACCAUCAUGGUGCAAAAUCCACAGAGGCACUCUCUAUUGCGGUGGAGGUUCCAACAGAAAGAAGAACAAGGAACUUGAAAGCCUAUCGGUCUGCUACAAGGCAGGAGGAUCUGAAGAGCCAUGGACGUGGAUCUCUUGCCAACAGAUUGCUGCGUGAAGGACUUCUAACACAAGAAAUGCUGAGACAGCUGGAGAGUGAGUGGCAGGAUCAGCACAGGAAUGGUAGAGAGGGCCUUGGUUCAAAAAGAGAUGAUCAGAAUAAUCCAAAGGAAACAGGGAAAAAGAAAAAAUAGAAUCCAUGUCCUAAUUCUGUUUAGUUUUUAUUCAUAAAAUAAAAUACUAUUUUAAUAACUUCUUUGGCAUUUCAUGUUUACACUGCUCCAGCUCAUUGAUGUUUUUCCUUCUCCUGUGACCGGUUACGUGAAGCACUCAGAGAAAUGGACUCUUAAAAGCUCAGAGACCAUAAGUUUGCUUUUACCAGUCAGCUGUACACUUCUUCAGUCGUGGUGUUCAGCCUGAGUGUAUGAUCUACUGCUAUGUGAAAAUCUGAACUUCAUGUCUUCUUGCAAGAUAUCCUCACGCCAUUAAUAAACGUCAGAUAUUUCACUAGUAA
Molecule: messenger RNA, 2539 nt
Organism: Balearica regulorum gibbericeps (East African grey crowned-crane)
Lineage: Eukaryota; Metazoa; Chordata; Aves; Gruiformes; Gruidae
Source: RefSeq, a predicted model, not a curated record